AUGUCGGUUGUAGUUCAAGGCAAGGUGGUGAUGCAGCGGGUGGGCAAGGAGCGUAUGUCGCCGUACGCGGUACUGGUGAAGUCUUUGACACAGGAGGAGGUGCUCGAACAGUUCCCCGAGAUAAUCCCCAUCAACAACCGGCCCAACACCCAUUCGAGCGCGUCUUCCGGGGACGAGCACAAAGACAGUGUUUUUACGGGGCACGAUGAGGAGCAGAUAAAGUUGAUGAACGAGAACUGCAUCAUCGUGGACUGGGACGACGAGCCGAUCGGUGCGGGGACGAAGAAGUUGUGUCACCUAAUGGAGAACAUCGACAAGGGCCUUCUCCACCGAGCCUUCUCUGUGUUCGUGUUCAGCGCGGACGGGCGCUUGUUGUUGCAGCAGCGUGCGACCGAGAAAAUCACCUUCCCAGACUUGUGGACCAAUACGUGCUGCUCGCACCCGCUCUGUGUGGAUGCCGAGGUGGGGCUCAAGGGCACGUUGGAGGCGAAGGUGCAGGGCGCCUGGACGGCUGCGGUGCGCAAGUUGGAGCACGAGUUGGGUAUUCCGCCAGCGCAGACGUUGAAGCGGGGCAAGUUCCACUUUUUGAACCGUAUCCACUACAUGGCGCCCAGCAACGGACCGUGGGGCGAGCACGAAAUUGACUAUAUCCUUUUCUACCGCGUGUCUGACGGCUGCACCCUUACCGUGGAUCCGAACCCUAACGAAGUGCGGAACUCGCGGUGGGUGACACAGCACGAAUUGAAGGAGAUGUUCGCGAAUCCGGAACUAAAAUUCACCCCGUGGUUCAAGUUGAUCUGCCAAAGCUACUUGUUUGAGUGGUGGGGGCAGUUGUCUGACCUAUCCAGGGUGGAAAAUGACACACAGAUACAUCGGAUGGUGUAG
Eremothecium gossypii ATCC 10895 is the source of this 885-nucleotide messenger RNA. It is a transcript of the gene IDI1, whose product is annotated as isopentenyl-diphosphate delta-isomerase IDI1. The transcript has a single exon. NCBI's taxonomy places the organism in Eukaryota, Fungi, Ascomycota, Saccharomycetes, Saccharomycetales, Saccharomycetaceae. Gene Ontology annotation, biological process: isoprenoid biosynthetic process; isopentenyl diphosphate biosynthetic process. Bases 1 to 885 code for a protein of 294 amino acids. Gene Ontology annotation, cellular component: cytoplasm. The record is from RefSeq and is marked provisional. Gene Ontology annotation, molecular function: isopentenyl-diphosphate delta-isomerase activity.